Molecule: messenger RNA, 4756 nt
Organism: Macadamia integrifolia
Lineage: Eukaryota; Viridiplantae; Streptophyta; Magnoliopsida; Proteales; Proteaceae
Product: pentatricopeptide repeat-containing protein At5g50390, chloroplastic
Exons: 1
Coding region: 59-2188 (709 amino acids)
Biological process (GO): RNA modification
Molecular function (GO): protein binding; zinc ion binding; RNA binding
Source: RefSeq, a predicted model, not a curated record
GCAGGUACGUUCAUCGCGUACUUCAUUCCUUUCACUGGUUUUCUUUCUCUGUUCCGAAAUGGAAUCCCUUUUAUCAAGCUUUCAAAUUGUAUCAUUAGAUCAGAUCCAGAACUAUUGUGGGUUUUCUAGUUUCUUUCUAGAUCCCAAGGGUUACCGUCCCAGAAAGAUUCCUCUUUUUCCUGGGUUUGAUUUCUCUUAUAGCAGAAGAGACCGGUGGAGAAGGCCAACGUCUCAUGUCAAGUGUUCUUCCCUUAAGCAAGGGCUGCAACCAAGACCCAAGCCGAAGCCCAAGCCUAAUAUCACCCAAAAUUUAGAACUAGAGGUUGCUUCUGAAGAAACACAAAGUAGGAAACCCGCUUCAGGGCUAUGCGCUCAGAUAGAGAAGCUCGUUUACUACAAAAGAUUUGAAGAGGCACUUGAAUUGUUUGAAAUUUUCGAGUGCGGGAAUAAUUAUGAUGUGGGGAGCACCACCUACGAUGCGUUGGUGACUGCAUGUAUAGGGUUGAGAUCUAUUAGAGGAGUUAAGAGAGUGUCCAGGUACAUGUUUGAAAGUGGAGUUGAGUGGGAUCAGUAUUUGCAAAACAGGGUCUUGUUGAUGCACGUGAAAUGCGGGAUGAUGAUAGAUGCACGCCGAUUGUUUGAUGAUAUGGCCGAGCGAAACUUGGUGUCCUGGAACACAAUUAUGGGUGGGCUUGUCGAUUCAGGAGAAUACAAUGAGGCUUUCCAGUUGUUCCUUCUCAUGUGGUCAGAGUUUUCGGAUGCUAACUCCCGCAUGUUUGCCACGAUGAUUCGGGCUUCCGCUGGAUUGGGACUAGUCUCUGCAGGGAGACAGUUGCACUCCUGUGUCUUGAAGAUGGGGAUAAGACCUGAUAUUUUUGUGUCUUGUUCUCUGAUUGACAUGUAUAGUAAGUGUGGGAACAUUGAAGAUGCUCAAUUUGUCUUUGAUGAAAUGCCAGAGAAGACAGUGGUUGGAUGGAAUUCAAUUAUUGCAGGGUAUGCACUUCAUGGGUAUAGUGAGGAAGCUCUGAGUAAGUAUCAUGAGAUGCAGUGUUCAGGUGUGAAAAUGGAUCACUUCACUUAUUCCAUAAUUAUUCGAAUAUGCACCCGUUUAGCUUCACUAGAGCAUGCUAGGCAAGCCCAUGCUGGUCUAGUUCGUCAUGGUUUUGGGUUAGAUGUAGUAGCUAACACGGCACUGGUCGACUUGUAUAGCAAAUGGGGUAGGAUUGAAGAUGCACGACAUGUUUUUGAUAACAUGCCUCGCAAGAAUGUCAUCUCUUGGAAUGCUUUGAUUGCUGGAUAUGCUAACCAUGGUCGGGGAGUGGAGGCUGUUGAGAUGUUUGAAAAAAUGCUUUGUGAAGUCAUGGUUCCCAAUCAUGUAACUUUUCUUGCUGUGUUGUCUGCCUGUAGCUAUUCCGGCUUGUCGGAUAAAGGGUGGGAAAUUUUUGAAUCAAUGAGCGGGGACUACAAUAUUAAGCCCCGAGCAAUGCACUAUGCAUGCAUGAUUGAGCUGUUAGGACGAGAAGGUCUCUUGGAUGAAGCUUUUGCAUUGAUAAGAGAUGCUCCCUUUAAGCCUACUUUGAACAUGUGGGCAGCCUUGCUGACAGCCUGUAGAGUCCACAAGAAUUUAGAACUUGGGAAAUUUGCGGCUGAAAAGCUUUAUGGGAUGGAACCUGAGAAGCUUAACAACUACAUCUUGUUGUUGAACAUCUAUAACAGUUCUGGAAGGUUGGAGGAAGCUGCUGCAGUCGUACAGACCUUGAAAAGAAGGGGCUUGAGAAUGCUUCCCGCAUGUAGUUGGAUUGACGUUAAGAAAAAGCCUCACAUUUUCCUUUCAGGAGAUAAAUCCCAUAUUCAAACCAAAGAAAUUUACCAAAAAGUAGACAGCUUGAUGCUGGAGAUAACAAAACGUGGUCAUAUCCCAAUUCAGAAAUCUUUGCUUCCUGAUGUGGAUGAACAGGAAGCACAGAUUUCUUUCUACCAUAGUGAAAAACUUGCAAUUGCUUUUGGACUCAUCAAUACGUCGAGUUCAACAUCAUUACAAAUAGUGCAGAGUCAUCGGAUCUGUGCUGAUUGCCACGAGGUGAUUAAGUUGAUAGCCUCAGUUACCGGUCGAGUAAUUGUUGUGAGGGAUGCUAGUCGCUUUCACCAUUUCAAGGAUGGAACUUGUUCUUGUGGGGAUUACUGGUGACUCUACAAUAUUCAAUGUCGGAAUGACAAAUUUUGUAUUCCAUUAAUAUUGCUAUAUGCCUCUUCUUAGUACUAAUUAAAGGUAUGAUUAUUUUUGAAAUAUAUAAAUGGAAAUAUAAAUCUAGUAUUCUUUGCACAAUCUUUGCAAAUCUUUGGGAGUUUGAUCAUGUGUCCUAUUUCCUUCAUGCUGCAUAGUUUCCUGCAGUUAUUUGAUUUAUUUAAAGUGCCUUAUCUUUGGUGAUCGUUAUUCAGAGUAUUUAGCAUAUGAUGAACCCAUUUCCGAUUUGAGAUAUAUAAAGAAGGGUAAAUUGUAUGUUGUCAGAAACACUUGUUAUGAAAAAUCUUUAACCUCCUUGAUCCUGCUUUUAUUGUAUGUAUUGUUAUUAAACAUAAUUACAGUAUAUUGAAGUACCGCUAAGGAUAAGGAUUACGAUACCUGUCUAGAUUCAUUCUAUGUAGGCUGAGGACUGUGACUGUAUUAUAACUCAAUCAUAGCUAAGCAUCUAUUUGUAAUCCAUCAUCGCAUUAUAUUUAUAAAUAAGAUUGUCCUCUGUCAUCUCAAAGCAAGCUAAAUCGUUCUCCUAAUCUUCGCUUCUCAACUUGGUAUUAGAGCAAGGGAAGUCCAGUGUUCGACUCCUGGGAAGUGCAUUGGAUGAGACGUGUUCCACGCAUCUCUUCUUCUUUUUCCUCUCCUCUUCUAAUAUAAGAUCAAAUCACAAGUGAUUUAAUCCCAAAUAGGACCUAGAGACAAAUCCAACACCUUGCUGCUAGGUCUGAUCGCAGUACAAUAUUGAUUCCCAAACCAGUAACUGAAACCCACAAAAUAGGCCAAUCAGCUAGGGUUGAAUAGGUAUAAAAGUCCAGUGCAAACACCUUUCAGAUGAUAACUGAGACUCAAAUAUCACUCAGAAUAAUAUUUUAAUAACCUAAAAUAACCCCCAAACAAUGCUUUGAAAAUAGGAACAGAAUAGCAAUACCUGAACCUGGAAAUUUUAGGUCAAACUUAGAGAAAACCAAAAAACUCACAAGAGGAAACUCAGAUGGGGCUGAAACCCUGAUUGAAGCUGGUGGAUAAGGCUUAAUUACCUCCAAAAAUCUGGGCCUGGACUGAUGACAGAUGACUGAGAUUCGAGCGUUCUUGAUUAGGUCAUAAAAAAGGUAACUUUUCAGGAACUUGGUAAAUAGGCCUCUGUUGCCCAAGCAGCUCUUGGGGACCUUGUUGAUUUUCAAAAGCCAGUCUUCAAUGGCCUGCUAAUCUGGAAGUUCUGCAGCUGUGAAGAUAACUCAGAAAUCCCUCAAUUAAAGCUGCCGCAAACCUUGUCAGGAGCCUCAGUUCACAGCAGUGCAAACAGGCUGUAAGGACUUGUAUUCGGCCCUAGAAUAGAAUUCAGAAAAUGUUUAAUCCACCCAGAAAAUCAAAAAAGGAAAAGAGAACCGACGGAAGAAAGAGAAGGGGGAAGAAGAUAGAUUGGAUUAGGCCUCUCACCCUCUCCCUUGGGCCUCCCACACUCUCAUAGUUUUAGGCAUCCCAUCUGAUGCAGAUACAACUGCACUUACCUGGUUGGACCAGCAUGAUCGGCUGUGGAAGCCAAGGGCCAAGAAGAACCGGUCUAGCCCAGGGUUCUGGUCCAACAAGAGUUGGAAAUAAAAUUAGUAGUUACUUAGUAUUUUAUUUCAUGCUUUUUACUUUCCAGAAUUGAACGUAGGAGUAGGAUUUGUUUCCUUGCUUUGGUUUCCUUUUUAUUGGUUGUUCCCUAAUUUAGGCUAGUUUCCAUUUCAGUUAAGUUUCUAAUUCUAUGUUUUUUAUUUUUCUAUAUAUUGGAUGUAACCGAUGGACAAAAGAGAAUGACUUGAUGAAUGAGAAAUUGGUUAUAAUUUUGUGCUCUGUGAAAGUUUGUGCUUUCCCUCUUUCUUCUACAACUUUGGUUUUCCUCUCCUUCCCUAAAGUUACCCCAUCAAUUUGGUAUCAGAGCCAAAGAUCCCCAUUCCCCUUCUUCCCUUCCCCAUUCUCUGUUUCGGUUCUACCGAGACUGAGAACAAAGAAAAAAAAAAACCCUUCUCUAGGGUUCCACUGGCAAAAAAAAAAGAAAGAAAAGAGAAGCAGCAGAAAAGAGGAGAGAAUAGAAGACAGAAAAGAAAAAAUAAGACAGAAGAAGAAGAAGAGAAAGAAGAACAGAAGAAGAAAGAAUAAAAAAGAAGAAGACGAGAAGACGAGAAGAGAGAGAAAGGACAGAGAACAUACCUGAUUUUUGAAGUCCAGCCGUGAGUUGCCAUCUCCAUCGUCAAUCGCAGCAGCAUCUCUUAGUGGUUGUUGGUCCUGAAAUCGACAGAGAAAACCCUGCUGGUUUCCAUCUCCAAGAAAGAGGCACGUUUCCCCUUUGUCGGUAACCCAAACUCCCACCCCCGAGCCUUUCUUCUUUCUUUAACUAUCUUUUAAUUUUUCUGAUAUUCCCACUUUGUCGUCUCUUUAUAUUUUAUUUCUUUUGUCCCUAUUUUAGUUUUGUUUCCAAUUCUGUCCUUCCACACACGUUAUAUUUGCCUUAUGUUCUUAAUUGAUUUCCUUCUAAUA